CUCUGGAAAAGAGGUAUGGAUGCGUGUCCGCCUCGGCUUAGCUCCUUUAAUGGCCACCGAAGGCCCAGGAAAGCAACACAAAUGAGAGCAGGCACGGCGGGGGCCAGCAGAACCUGCCUCGAUCCGUGGGAAAGGAGUCAACGUAGCAGAGGAAAAAGCAGAGAGAGAUGGAGGAGAGGAGGAAGAAGAAUCCACACCCUGCUCCACCCUUCACUGAAGCAAGGAGCAGAGGCGGCGGAGGGGGCGAGAGUGUUCACCAUAAUCAACUACUGCAAGACGACGAUAUGGCCGGGGAUCACGCCGGGGAACAGCUUCAACGGCGGCGGGUUCCCACUGAAGCCCGGGGAGUCGGUGGUGUUCACGGCGCCGGUGGGAUGGUCGGGACGCAUCUGGGGGCGAACCGGGUGCGACUUCGACCGCGACGGGAACGGCUCGUGCCAGACCGGCGCCUGCGGCUCCGUCCUCAAGUGCUCCGCCUCCGGCCAGACCCCCGCCACCCUGGCCGAGUUCACCCUCGCCCCCUUGGACUUCUACGACGUCAGCCUCGUCGACGGCUUCAACCUGCCCAUCACGGUGACGCCGGUCAACGGGCAGGGUGGCAACUGCAGCUCCGCCGGCUGCGACGGCGACCUGCGCGACAACUGCCCCUCGGAGCUGGCCGUCAAGUUCGACGGCAAGACGGUGGCCUGCCGGAGCGCGUGCGACGUGUUCAACACCGACCAGUACUGCUGCCGCGGCGUGUUCGGCAACUCGGUGAUCUGCCAGCCGACGUACUACUCCAAGAUCUUCAAGCAAGCCUGCCCCGGCGCCUAUAGCUACGCCUACGACGAUCCCACCAGCAUCUUUACCUGCGUCGGCGGCGAUUACAUCGUCAGCUUCUGCUCCAAAAGCCGGAAGCAGAGGGUGUGCACCUACCACAUCAACAAGCUGAUAUGCAGCGGAUCACCCGGACGAGGAGCAUCGUCGACAGGGAAAUGGCUGGCUGUGCUGCUCUUAGGAUUGGCGAGCAUGUGGCCGUCAUCGUGGCUGUGACACCACUGAAUUCUUUUCCUUCUUAUCUUUGGGAAAAGUCGGUGAGGAUGCCUCAAGAACAGGAUCCUCUGCUGUAAAGUUUAGAUUUUAUUCAUUUGGGUGGGCGAUGGUACUCCAAUCAUAUAUAUCUAUAUAUCUAUAUAUAUUCUUUCCA
Molecule: messenger RNA, 1186 nt
Organism: Musa acuminata AAA Group (dessert banana)
Lineage: Eukaryota; Viridiplantae; Streptophyta; Magnoliopsida; Zingiberales; Musaceae
Product: pathogenesis-related thaumatin-like protein 3.5
Exons: 3
Coding region: 16-1032 (338 amino acids)
Biological process (GO): defense response
Cellular component (GO): extracellular region
Source: RefSeq, a predicted model, not a curated record